UGGUGACGUAUCAGCUAAACAGGAAGGUGUGGGAAAGGUGAGAGGGAAAACUCGAAAUUGAUGGUGAAUAACGGAGGAAUUAGAAAGUUCAGGCAUCAGGUUUUCAUUUUGGUUUCUGUUAAUGUGGCUGCAUUUUUAUUGUAAAUCAAAUUCGGGGAGUAUUGCAUUUGGAGGAAUCUUGUCACCCGCUACUUCAUAAGGCUGCAGCCGAUUUCGUCUUUAAAUUAAGCCCAGUUGUAAGUGUUGCGAAUCUGGAUCAAAAACGGAAAAUGCUGGAAAUACUCAACAACUCAUGCAACAUCUGUAGAGCGAAAAGCAGAAUUAGCGUUUGAGCUCUGGAAAAUGGACUUCACUGAGGCAUACUCUAAUACAUGUUCAGCUGCUGGUUUUGCUGCAAGAAAAGGAAAUGUAGAACUUUUGAAGGCUUUGAUUCAAAAAGGUCAUAGUCUUGAUAUUGCAGACAACCGUGGUUGGUGUCCAAUCCAUGAAGCCGCAACUCACAAAUCUUUGAGAUGUUUGAGGCUUUUAAUACAUGCAGCUUCGUCAACUCCAUGCAUCGAAUUAAAGACUUUUGAAGGCGAAACAGCACUACACCUUGCUGCUAAAUGUGGCCAUUUAAAAAUUGUUCAGAUUCUGCUAAAGGCUGGGGCAGAUCCGAAUGCCGUCACUAAUGAAAACAUAACACCACUUUUUUUAGCUACCGAGAAAGGCCACAUUGCUGUUGCAAGGACACUUCUAAGGCAUGGAGCAAGAAUUAAUGGACCCCAUUCUGCGUGUUUAUGGAGUGUUCUGCAUCAAGCAGCUUAUCAGGAACACUUAGACAUAUUGAUGCUCUUGCUUGAAAAAGGGGCUGAUAAAGAAGCCAGGGACGAUUAUGGAAUUACACCAUUGUUUCUUGCUGCUCAGUAUGGAAAGCUGGAAAGUCUAAGAGUUCUUCUACAACAUGGAACCUCAUGCCAUUUGAUUUUUUUGAGUGGUAGUAAUGUUAAUUGCCAGGCCUUUGAUAAGGCCACACCAUUGUUCAUAGCAGCUCAGGAAGGCCAUACAGAAUGUGUUGAACUUCUGUUGUCAAAUGGAGCUGAUACAAACCUCUCCUGCAGUGAAGAUGAUUGGCAGUUGCCCAUUCAUGCUGCUGCCCAGAUGGGAAAAGUCAAGGUGCUGGAAUUCUUAAUACCAAUCACUGAUCGAAUAUGUGAUACAGGGAGGAAUAAGGUGAGCCCAGUCUAUUCAGCGGUGUAUGGAGGACAGCAAAUGUGUUUAAAAAUGUUACUACAGGCAGGCUACAGUCCUAACGCCCAGGAGUGCCCAUUGUAUGAGUGUCUAUCGCCAUUGUGCAUGGCUUUUUCUCGGAGAUUUUUCGCAAUUGUUUAUAUCCUCCUUAAAGCUGGAGCUGUUGUAACAGGUCUUCAUUAUUGUUAUUGCCUGCAAUAUCAGAGCUUCCAUUUGCUGCAGUUUCUUCUGGCACAGGGUUACAUAUUGCCAUCGGGCCAUCAUUUGGCUGACAUUGCAAAGUAUGGAUUAUCAUCAGAACAUCAGUUUAAGCAUUGGCUGCCUCAUCUAUUACUGGCUGGAUUGAAUCCUGUUGAUCUGCUUAGUGAAACAUGGUUGAAUACUGCCAAUGAUAACAUGCUUAACUUUACACUUGAGUUUACAAACUGGAAGAGACUUCCUUCGGUUGUGGGACAGAUUCUUUUCUGUCGCAGAGCAAACUCCACUUGGGUUCACCAGAAAUAUUUUGACGAUAUUCCUUCGUUGACACACCUCAGUCGUUUAAAGAUACGAUCAAUACUAAAAAGUGAAUACCUUCGUUCUGAUAAAUUUAUUCGACAGUUACCACUUCCAGCCUGCCUGCAUGAUUUUCUUCUUUAUAAAGAAGUUUUGAAAUUAUAUGACAUUCCAGAAAUUUCAGAGAUUCGAGAAGAAACACAAACAGAAAAUGAUUAUAUUGAAUAUUCAGAAGACUGAUCAGAGGAAAUGCCUGAUGUGUGGAAAGAAAACAAAAAUAUGGAAGAUUUGGUUGUCGUGUCUUAAUACUCAAGUUGUCAGUCAUCAUUAAACCUGCACAUGUAUAUCUCUGGCAGCUUGAGAGUUUAAUUUAGCGAUUCAGUUUCCUUAAUUAAACUUUUUGUUCAUCUAUUUGGAUUUAGGACCUGCCAUUGUAUGUUGUGAAAGAUGGACUGUGAGCAACACCUCUCAUUCAUAAUGCCACUGGAUUUUAUCUUUAAGUGUCAUAUCAGGGAGAGGUUCUUGCACAAUCUCUGUCCCAUGGCUGUCGCAUUUUUUUUUUAAAUGCCCCCCGGCCUUGUUUACUUCCAUAGUUGCUCAACAUCCUGCAGUACCUCAUCCAAGAAGCUGCCAUUCACUUGCAAGUCUUGACUGUGAAUCUUCACAGGCUGUUCAACUGAGAAUUAUUAUAGUUGAGUGUAAUUCUGUUCUCAGCCAAUAUUCAUAUAUGAGCGCUUUCUAAAAAGGGUGCUGGAUACUGGCAGAUUGAGGACCUUAUUCAGUUUUUCCCUUCUGUGCAUAGGCCAGUUGUAACACCCUUAUCACUGUUCUGACUGAAAUCAACUAAAGCAGCACAAGCUGUGCCGAAGCUGGGACUUUGCUGAUAUGUGUAGCUCAGUUGCUUAUAUAUAUGUACAGGCUCUUUAAAAGAGCUAUCCAAUUAGUCCCACUCUGCUCCUUCUCCAUAGUCGUGCAAAUCUUUCUCCUUCAAAUAUUUAUCCAAUUCCCUUUUGAAAAUUGCUGUUGAAUCUGGGUCCACCUCCCUUUCAGUCAGUCCAUUCCAGAUUAUCAUAACUCACUGUAACAUUUUGUUUGCUCAUGUUGCCUCUGAUUUUUACGCCAAUUGCCUUAAAUCUAUGUCCUCCAGUCACUGACCCUCUGCUACUGGGGAUUGUUUUCCCUUACCAAAAUCUUCAUGAUGUUUGAACACCUUUAUUAAAACACCCGUAAUCUUCUGUACUCUAAAAACAAUCCCUGCCUCUCUAUAUCUCCACAUAAUUGAACUCUUGCAUUCAUUGAUACCUCAACCCAAAUUAUCCCUGAUCACCAGAAUGGAAAAAUUUGAACUCCAUUUUUUUAGAUCUCACUACUCAUAUUUCUGACCCUGCCACAGCACUGAAAGAGCACUAAUCAAAGUCACAUGUGACUUCCCCUGUGAACUUGACUGUGAUGUAUUUUACCCCCAUCUCUGUGGAUAUGGUCAGUCACACUAUUCUUGUCCAAUGCCUCCUCAGUUAUGCAGCUCAGUGGGAGUGCCCUUGGUUGUUUUCACUCUUGCUUAUCAAAUCAUACCCAGAGCAUCUUCAGCAAUAGCAGUUAAUAACAAUAGCAAUAACCGUCUCUGCACCAUUCUUUUUGGAGUCCCCCAAAGAUCUGUUUUUUGGCCUUUCUUCAUCCUCAUCUACAUGCACCUCCUUAAUGAUAUCUGUACAGAGAUUUUGUGCUUAUCAAGAUAAGGGCUGUUAGUGCUGGGAAUGGAGCGGUUCCCAUUACAGGCACCGAGUAUCAGCACCCAAAAAAGACCUGCAUUUGCCUUUCAUGGCCCCAGGUUGUCCCAAAGCACCUUACAGCUAAUUAUGUAGUUUUGAAGUGUAGUCGCUGUUGUGAUGUAGGAACAUGGCAGCCAUUUUGCAUACAGCAAUAUCUCACAAACAGCAAUGUGAUGAUAACCAGACUGCUGACUUUUUCCAGGUAAUUCUGUUUUUGUUUUGGAUUUCCAGCAUCCGCAGUUUUUUGUUUUUAUCUUUUAGAGAUAUUGGUUGAGGAGUAAGUAUUGGCCAGGACAUCAGCGAUAGCUUCCCUGCUCUUUAGAAUAGUGCCAUGGGAUCUUUUACAUUUGCCUGAGAUUGCUUCAGUACUGCGCUGGAGUGUCAGCCUUGAUUUUUCUUUUUUUUAUUCAAGACCUGGCCUGGAAUUUGAACCUACAUCCUUCUGACUCAGUGUGAGAGUGCUACUAAGUGAGCCACAACUAACACAACUAAAUGUAGAGUCAUGCGCUCUCCACCCUGCCCUAACAGCAUAUAUCAACACCAACCUCAAAAGGACAUUCCCUACCACUCCAAUUCCAACACCUAUGCGCUUUCUUUACACUGGCACUAAUUUGUAAGAGUACAAAGGCGGUUUUGUGCUUUAGGCCCAUGUCCACUGGGAAUUGGAUUGAAACAUCCCAAACAUAUUGCACAUCAGGCCCUUAAAACCAGCAGAUUAAGGAGAAUUUUACCCCAUCUGUUUGAAAACAGACUGGGCUAGACUUGAACCCAGGAGGUGAAAGGCCAUUGUACCAUCCAAUUUCCCUUUUCAUUUUUGUGACAUUUAUCGUUUUGCGAUUAUUUUGUGCAUGAUAGCCAAGCAAAUAAUUUAAAAUCCAAGUACAGUAGCUAUUUAGCUGCUUAAAGGAACAUUGAGAUUGAUGUCUUUUGCUUGUCAGGAAAUUAAGUACACUUGUGAAACAAAUAAAUUAUGAGCCAUCACUAGACAGCUUAGCUCCAGCUUUGUAUUUUGUAUUGGCAGAUGGAAACUAAUUAAGGCUGGUGAUGGGAUAUUGUAUCAAAAAAAAAUUGAACAAUGGAACAGAAACAAUAUAAAUCCUAAAUAAAAUAUCUUCAACACAG
Carcharodon carcharias (great white shark) is the source of this 4616-nucleotide messenger RNA. It is a transcript of the gene asb3, whose product is annotated as ankyrin repeat and SOCS box containing 3. The transcript is spliced from 11 exons. NCBI's taxonomy places the organism in Eukaryota, Metazoa, Chordata, Chondrichthyes, Lamniformes, Lamnidae. Gene Ontology annotation, molecular function: transcription cis-regulatory region binding; protein binding. Gene Ontology annotation, cellular component: nucleus; cytoplasm. Gene Ontology annotation, biological process: positive regulation of transcription by RNA polymerase II; intracellular signal transduction. Bases 343 to 1965 code for a protein of 540 amino acids. The record is from RefSeq and is a predicted model, not a curated record.